AUGUCUGAACAUCAGAUUGCGCCAGAGAUCAAUUUCUGGGAAGAGACUUCAGAGGAAGACUACUUUAAUCUCAGAGGCAUGAUCGGCUUCAAAUCUUUCUUCACUUCCCCUCGUGGAAUCAACCUCUUCACUCGUUCAUGGCUUCCUUCUCCUUCCUCGACAGAGGAUCUGUUGGAGAAGACGAUCAAAGUGGAAGAGAAGAAACCGAUCGCCACCAGGAAUCCGAUGAGGUACAGUGAGAAACCGAAGUUGGGUACAGUGAUGGAUCUACUUAGGGUUACGGAUUACUUGGGGAAGAAAAUAAAAGAUGUGAGCAUUCCUUUCGUUGUGUUACACGGAAGUGCUGAUGCUGUAAGUGAUCCUGAGGUGAGCAGAGAGUUGUACGAAGACGCCAAGAGUAAAGACAAGACGUUGAAGAUCUACGAAGGGAUGAUGCAUUCGAUGUUGUUUGGUGAACGUGAUGACAACAUUGAGAUUGUUCGUAACGAUAUUGUUAGUUGGCUGAGUGAUAGAUGUGGUGGAGACAAAACUCAGGAGUGA
Brassica napus (rape) is the source of this 540-nucleotide messenger RNA. RefSeq names its product caffeoylshikimate esterase-like. The transcript has a single exon. Bases 1 to 540 code for a protein of 179 amino acids. Gene Ontology annotation, molecular function: lipase activity. The record is from RefSeq and is a predicted model, not a curated record. Lineage: Eukaryota; Viridiplantae; Streptophyta; Magnoliopsida; Brassicales; Brassicaceae. Gene Ontology annotation, cellular component: membrane.